GGGGGUGGGUGCACUGCCUUUGGCUUUGCCUCCUGCCCUCCUUGUCAAAUUGACUGCAAAAAAGGACCGACCUCUCCUUUGGCAGCUUCACUUUCGUAAUUGGCGGUUCUGGUCGCCGCCGCCGCCGCUGCUGCUGGGCUCUGCCACAUGCCACUGCCUCAUCCGUGUGCCUCAUUCACAGUUGGUCCGUCAGACCAGGCGAUCCGCAAUCCGCAUCCGCGUUUCCAAAGCACGACCGAAGAGCAGGACCCCAAAAAACAUCGAAUCGCGUCGGCAAUAGGAGAAAAUAUAUUUCAAAAAUUAUAGCAAAAAGUUAGGAAAAUUCUACGGCGAAAAUUCUCGUGUGAAGAAGUGAACUCAUACGUCAAGAAUUUAUAGGAAAAUUCUGUGUGCGAAAAAGUGGCACGGUGCUCUAAGUGCUCUAAUCAAAGAUUAAUAGUACCCACAAAUCAGACAGGAAUUUGUUAAUAAUAAAUAAUCGAAAAUAGUGACUGCAACACUGUGGAACAUAAAUCUAAGCAAGCUGGAUACCCUAGGGUUUAAAUAUUUCCAUCAACGGAAAAUGGGAACAGCGGGUGAUCGCCUAUUGGACAUACCGUGCAAAGUGUGUGGCGAUCGGAGCUCGGGCAAACACUAUGGCAUCUAUAGCUGCGAUGGCUGCUCGGGCUUCUUCAAGCGCAGCAUCCAUCGCAACCGGAUUUACACCUGCAAGGCCACUGGUGACCUCAAGGGACGCUGUCCCGUGGACAAGACGCAUCGGAAUCAGUGUCGCGCCUGCCGUCUGGCCAAAUGCUUUCAAUCAGCCAUGAACAAGGAUGCCGUUCAACACGAGCGUGGUCCUCGGAAACCCAAGCUCCAUCCGCAGUUGCACCACCAUCAUCAUCACGCGGCGGCUGCAGCAGCCGCUGCCCAUCAUGCCGCUGCACAUCAUCACCAUCAUCAUCAUCACCAUGCCCAUGCCCAUGCGGCGGCAGCGCAUCACGCGGCAGCGGCUGCAGCAGCAGCGGCGGGAUUGCACCAUCACCAUCAUGCCACCGCCGGGGGACACCUGCCCGUGUCGCUGGUGACGAAUGUGUCGGCAUCUUUCAACUACACGCAGCACAUAUCCACGCAUCCGCCGGUCCCACCAGUUCCUCCAACGAAUCCUCAGGGAUUCCAUCAGCAGCAACAGCAACAGCAGGCGGUGGGGGCACCCCCACACCAACAGCAGCCACAUCCUACGGCCUUCCACCAUCCGGGACACCACUCUCUGGUGCCACAGAAUGGUGGCGGCUCUGGUACGGGCUUCCCCACGCACCUGCUGCAUCACAAUCUGAUUGCGGAGGCGGCCAGCAAACUGCCGGGGAUUACAGCGGCCACGGCCACCGCAGUGGCAGCCGUCGUCUCCUCCACCACCACGGCUGCCGCCGCCUCCCCCUAUGGUCCCUUGCAAGGGGCCACCGUCAACAACAACUACUCUUCGCCCUCGCCCAGCAACUCGAUUCAAUCGAUCUCCAGCAUUGGCUCGAGGAGCGUGGGCGGCAGCGAAAGUCCACGUGUCAAUGUGGAGACGGAGACACCCUCGCCAUCGGCAUCGCCUCCCUUGAGUGCGGGUAGCAUUUCCCCUGCUCCGACGCUGACGGACUCUCAGGGCUCGCCACAGCACCAUCCCCCACGACAGACAUCGCAGCAUAGUUUGAGCGGCGCCACAACGCCACCGAGUCAUGCGUCUCUGCUGAUGCACAGCAUCCACAAUAAUCACCAUCAUCAUCAGGGGAGCAGCAGCCUGAAUGGCGAGCAAAAACUGUCUAGUUUUACAUCGGGUUCUCCCACACCCACGACGCCCACGCCGCCACCACAUCCUGCGCAUCCGCCAACGAUUGGGCUGCGUCCUUGCCACCCAUCGGCGGCCUCUGCUGCCGCCUCGAACGGCUUCCUGGAACUGCUCCUGAGCCCCGACAAGUGCCAGGAGCUCAUCCAGUAUCAAGUGCAGCAUAAUACGCUGCUGUUUCCACCGCCACUGCCACAGCAACUCCUGGAUUCGCGUCUGCUCUCCUGGGAAAUGCUGCAGGAGACGACGGCCCGCCUGCUGUUCAUGGCCGUUCGAUGGGUCAAGUGCCUGAUGCCCUUCCAGACGCUUUCCAAGAAUGAUCAACAUCUGCUACUGCAGGAAUCCUGGAAAGAGCUGUUCCUCUUGAAUCUCGCUCAAUGGACCAUUCCCUUGGACCUCACACCUAUACUGGAGUCUCCUUUGAUCAAGGAGCGCGUCCUGCAGGACGAAGCCACCCAAACGGAGAUGAAAACCAUUCAGGAGAUCCUCUGCCGCUUUCGCCAGAUCACCCCCGAUGGCAGCGAAGUGGGCUGCAUGAAGGCCAUCGCUCUGUUUGCCCCCGAAACGGCAGGCCUGUGCGACGUGCAGCCCGUGGAAAUGCUGCAGGAUCAGGCCCAGUGCAUCCUCUCGGACCAUGUGAGGCUCCGCUACUCGCGGCAGGCCACACGCUUUGGCCGGCUCCUGCUGCUGCUGCCCUCGCUGAGGACCAUCCGGGCCUCGACCAUCGAGGCACUGUUCUUCAAGGAAACGAUCGGAAAUGUCCCUAUAGCACGACUCCUGCGGGAUAUGUACACCAUGGAGCCCGCCCAAGUGGUCCACGAAAAGUGAGGGGCAUCAAGGCGUUGUGAUGCCGCCCUAUCAAAAAAUGUAAUCAAAAUCGAUUUUCGGGGGCAACAAUUUUUCCCGUCACUUGCAAAAAUAUUUCUACUCUCAAAA
Drosophila pseudoobscura is the source of this 2746-nucleotide messenger RNA. It is a transcript of the gene dsf, whose product is annotated as nuclear receptor dissatisfaction. Bases 563 to 2638 code for a protein of 691 amino acids. The transcript has 5 exons. Gene Ontology annotation, molecular function: RNA polymerase II cis-regulatory region sequence-specific DNA binding; zinc ion binding; nuclear receptor activity. Lineage: Eukaryota; Metazoa; Arthropoda; Insecta; Diptera; Drosophilidae. The record is from RefSeq and is a predicted model, not a curated record. Gene Ontology annotation, biological process: regulation of transcription by RNA polymerase II; anatomical structure development; cell differentiation.